AUAGAAAACAGAUGGAUUCUCAUCAGCACUGCAUUCAGCCCAGCAGGACGGGACACACUGGCUUCCGGGAGCCAUGCUCUACAUGAGGGUGCAGAUGAGAGACAAGGAGGCUCUCGCAUAGGAGAACAGCUUUGACCCCGCGGACCCCGAGGGUGGCCAGGCCAUACCUUCAGAACUGCUCCCUGGAUGUGCCUUCCCCAAGCCACGCUCCCACCCGCAGUCUUCCUGGGUGACUGCUCACCAGGAGCAGAGACCGGUGCAGGCUGCCUCAGGCGAAAAGGGCAAGACCCUCGUGGAACCCCGAGCAGGGCACAGCCUGGCCUGGGAGGCCUGCAUGCCCUCAGGGUCAGCUCCAUGUGUCCCCUCACCUCGGCACGCCCAACCCCAGGUGGCCUGACCCCUGGCUUAGUACUCAGCUUCAGGCUGUAACUGGGCCCCAGGGCCACUCCCAAAGAUGGUGAGCCUGAGAAUGUGGGUUUCCCUGGUCAGACAUGCUGAGGGCCCCCUGGGCAUGGGCACGGAGCUCAGAGGCCACAAGCUCCCGUGACCAGCAGACCAGGUACAGAGUCCUGACCUCAGGCAGAGGGUACCCGCCUUUCCUCAGCCCUCCUCAGUGCAGACACCUGAAGGCUCAGACUGAGUGGCCCUAUAUCCCCAGCCCCUCACGGAGCUAUCCUGAGGCGCCCCUGUGGGUCCAGCCUACUCCCAGCUUCCUCCUUCGUCUUCCUCCUGACCAUUCCUUGGUGCCUGUUUAGCUCCCCUCCACCCACCUGUCCUAGUAGAAUAGACCUCAGAGACCUCAUCACACAUGCCACAAACACUGUAUGGGGAAGAGUCUGUUCUGUGCCAGGUGCUGGGAGGCAGAAGUAACCAGGACAGGGUCCCUGCCUUAAAGAGAUUUGCUCUGUGUUGGAAGAGACAAAGCAGGACCACAGUAGCAAGCCCAGAGCAAACAAAAGCAGAGCUAUUUUCACAGAGCAAGCGGGGCACGGUGGCUCACGCCUGCACUCCCAGCACUUCAGGAGGCUCAGGCGGGAGGGUUGCUUGAGCCUAGAAGUUCAAGGCUGCAGUGAGCUGUGAUGGCGCCGCUGUGCUCCAGCCUGGGUGACAAAGCGAGACCCCGUCUCUCAAAAACAAAAUGGCAGAUGCUUUCAUCCAGGGCCUGGCUCCUCACUGUCUGGGGGCUCAGGGCACAUCUUGGAAGAAGCCUUAUUAUGGCCUAAAUUCAACUCAGUGGAGAAGUUGGGCAGAUGGGAUGAGGAGGGGACAGUGUGCGGAGGCCCUCCCAGCAGGCUUCAGACAGCCCAGGAGACACUGCAGGGUCCACUGGGAAUGGGGGCCCUGGGAGGUCCCUAGAGGGAAAGUGGUCACGUGUGCAUGGACCUGCUGGACCGGGUUCCCACGCUCACCUGCCCCACCUGCCGCCUCUGUCAGUGCACACCUGUCUUCCAGGUCAUUCAGCGCCUGCUUAGUGUCAUGCUCUCCCCCACUGUCCACUCCUGGGGGUGCAGGGCUUGUCCGGCUGGGCACUCACUGGGCACUGCAGGUGGGGCACAGGCCCUGGCACGGGGAGGCUGGGUGAAGACUGCUGAGCAGAAUGGGGAGAGGGCCUGACAGCAGGCUGCCAUUAUGGAGCAGGUGUGCUUCCGGGCCUGCAUCUGAGCAAAAGCUCGGGGAGCAGCAUGUCCGGGGCCCUCUGGCUUGGCAGGUGGUGAUGGAGAUGGAGGACCAGCCAGGCGGGGCCCUGUGACCGUCCCGGGUGAGGGGCCUCUGGAUCCCUGAAGCAUUGCCCUUCUGCUGUCUGAUGCUGUGAACUGAUGUCCGGGUGUGUAGGGGCAGGGGGCCCAACUGCAGUCUGGGCAAGAGGUGGUUGGGUGGCUGUGAGGCCCAGGGGCGUGAGAAAGGGGUCAGGAAUCCCACUCCGUUGUGCUGGCCUCUUACUGAGAGGGGCCUGGGGAGGUGGGAGUAGAGAAGCCUCUGGCUGGCAGGGGAGUUGCCUGGGGCCUGGUGCCUGGAGGUCAGAGAGAGGAGCGGGUCAGCAAGGAGCUGGGCACAGUAGCCAGAGAAGAUGGUGUGGGGAGGACGCAGCAUGCUGUUGGAGCAGGGAGCCGGGGGCAAGCCAGCACCAUGGCACUGACCUGUGCCCCAGAGACAGAUGCUGCAGCUGCUGGGACGGUCCCAGUCCAGCGGAUGCCAUCAAGGGGUGUUGCCUCCUUGGGCAGAGGGCAUCACCAGGCGCUCUGUCUUCCUCUGCAGCUGGUGUAUCCAAAUGACUUCCGGCUCACAGACAAGGAGAAAAGCAGCAUCUGCUACCUGUCUUUUCCCGACUCACACUCAGGCUGCCUUGGAGACACUCAGUUCAGCUUCCGCAUGCGCCAGUGUGGAGGGCAGAGGAGCCCCUGGCAUGCCGACGACAGGCACUACAACAGCAGGGCCCCCGUGGCACUGCAGAGGGAGCCGGCGCACUACUUCGGCUAUGUGUACUUCAGGCAGGUGAAGGACAGCUCUGUGAAGAGGGGCUACUUCCAAAAGUCUUUGGUGCUGGUGUCCCGCCUGCCCUUUUUCCGGCUGUUCCAGGCGCUGCUAAGCCUCAUCGCCCCUGAGUACUUUGACAAGCUGGCGCCCUGCCUGGAAGCAGUGUGCAGUGAGAUCGACCAGUGGCCGGCGCCUGCACCUGGGCAGACCCUGAACCUACCUGUCAUGGGCGUUGUUGUCCAGGUGCGCAUCCCAUCCAGGGUGGACAAGCCUGAGUCCAGUCCUCCGAAGCAGUGUGAUCAAGAGAACCUGCUGCCAGCCCCAAUGGUUCUUGCUAGCGUCCACGAGCUGGACCUGUUCAGGUGCUUCCGGCCUGUGCUGACUCACGUGCAGACACUGUGGGAGCUUGUGCUCCUCGGGGAGCCCCUGCUGGUCCUGGCACCCUCGCCCGACGUGUCCUCAGAGAUGGUGCUGGCCUUGACCAGCUGCCUGCAGCCCCUCAGGUUCUGCUGCGACUUCCGUCCCUACUUCACCAUCCAUGACAGCGAGUUCAAGGAGUUCACCACACGCACGCAGGCCCCACCAAACGUGGUCCUGGGAGUCACAAACCCUUUCUUUAUCAAAACACUCCAGCAUUGGCCCCACAUCCUCCGAGUCGGGGAGGCCAAGAUGUCAGGAGACCUUCCUAAGCAAGUCAAGCUGAAAAAGCCUUCAAGGUUGAAGACCCUGGACACUAAGCCAGGCCUCUACACUGCGUACACAGCCCACCUCCACCGCGACAAGGCGCUGCUUAAACGGCUGUUCAAGGGCGUGCAGAAGAAGCGGCCAUCGGAUGUACAGAGUGCCCUGCUGCGGCGGCACCUCCUGGAGCUCACCCAGAGCUUCAUCAUCCCUCUGGAGCACUACAUGGCCAGCCUCAUGCCCCUGCAGAAGAGCAUCACGCCCUGGAAGACUCCCCCCCAGAUCCGGCCCUUCAGCCAGGAUGACUUCCUGCGUAGCCUGGAGCAUGCCGGGCCCCAGCUCACCUGCAUCCUCAAGGGCGACUGGCUGGGUCUCUACAGGCGGUUUUUCAAGUCCCCCCAUUUUGACGGCUGGUACCGGCAGCGGCACAAGGAGAUGGCCCUGAAGCUGGAGGCCCUGCACCUGGAGGCUAUUUGUGAGGCGAACAUCGAGACCUGGAUGAAAGACAAGUCUGAGGUGGAGGUCGUGGACCUGGUCCUGAAACUUCGUGAGAAGCUGGUGCGGGCUCAGGGCCACCAGCUCCCUGUGAAGGAGGCAACGCUGCAGCGGGCCCAGCUGUACAUCGAGACGGUCAUCGGCUCCCUGCCCAAAGACCUGCAGGCUGUCCUGUGCCCUCCCUAGGACAGAGCCAAGGGCCACGGUCCCAGGGCCCUAGGUCCGCCUGAGCCUCCUGCUCCCCAGUGGCGGCAGCACUGGGCCAAGCACACGCUCCCCUUCCUUGGCCCCCCGCCCAGACUGCAGGCUCCACCAUUGUCUCAGCAGUAAAGGCGACAUUUGGAACCACA
Piliocolobus tephrosceles (Ugandan red Colobus) is the source of this 4001-nucleotide messenger RNA. It is a transcript of the gene DENND6B, whose product is annotated as DENN domain containing 6B. Gene Ontology annotation, cellular component: recycling endosome. The transcript is spliced from 19 exons. Bases 2128 to 3837 code for a protein of 569 amino acids. Gene Ontology annotation, molecular function: guanyl-nucleotide exchange factor activity. NCBI's taxonomy places the organism in Eukaryota, Metazoa, Chordata, Mammalia, Primates, Cercopithecidae. The record is from RefSeq and is a predicted model, not a curated record.